GUAUAUUUCAUUUGUCUAUCAACAGCUGCCUCAUUGCACAGUCUGCACCAGACUCUGACUUCCAUUUCUGGAAAAAAUACCAACUGGCCCUCAGCAGCGUCUCGGGUGUAGAAUCAAUUACCGACGAUGGGCUCUUCAAUGCCUCCACCCCACGUCCGAGCCUGGUACUCGUACGCCUUUGCUGCUGAAGUCUUCUCAGCUUGUGCGCUCGCAAUAUUCCUGCCAAUCACUUUGGAACAGAUGGCCCGAGAGGUUGGAUAUUACGCGCCAGAACUGACGGAGACAUGUGUUAUUAAUGAUUCGUCUUCAGAUGUGACGGGAAGGCUCUGCAAAGCUCGGAUCCUAGGGGUAUGGAUAGAUACAGCUUCGUUCAGUAUGUAUGUUAAAUCUAUCGCUGUGGCCUGCCAAGCAAUCUGUAUCAUCUCUAUUGGUCCUCUGGCAGACAUCGCCUAUUGGAGGAAGCGACUACUUCUAACCUUCGCCUACUCGGGAUCUCUUUCCGGCAUACUAUUCCUCUUAUUCCCACCUUUACCCUAUGCCUGGACCCCUAUCAUGGCGGCAAUACUCAACAUCGUCGGUAAUGCGACCUACUCCACCAGCAUCGUCUGCAGCAACGCGUUCUUGCCAGGUCUGGCCAAGGAGGAUGUAGAUGUACAAAAGGCAUGGGAAGAAGCUACAUCGGAGGGUCUUCAGGACGGUUUGAGGGACGUCCAUGAAGAUACCGACGAGGAAAACACGGGGAGUGUCAGUAGGGAAGACGAGGCGACCCAUCUUCUUCCCGACCGACUCAUACCAGCUGUUUGUGCUAUAUCAACCCAAGAUCUCGCUUUAUCCGACCCCUUGGCCAAAUUAAUCGAGCCAUCUAAUGCCAAAAAGCACUAUGAAUCCCGUUUGUCCCUUACCACUUCCCGUCUGUCCUCGACUGGUACUGCUAUUGGCUUUUUCUCCGGUGUCUCGGUCUUGACGCUGCUCCUUAUCCCUGUUACAGCUCUCGGAGGUUCGACAUUUUCUAUGAGGCUUGCCAUCGGCCUCAGUGGGGUCUGGUGGGCGUUGUUCACUGUCCCUACCUGCAUAGGGCUACCGGGCGGCGCGCCUGGACAUGGGUCUGAUUUCAGUGCCAGUCAAGUAAAGAAGGCAUGGGUCAAGAUUGGAAAGAUGGUCGCGCCAAAACAAAUACAUCAGCUGCCAAACCUCUAUAUAUUUCUCCUAGCAUGGAUAUUCCUAUCUGACGGUUUCCACACCACCACUUACGCUGCUAUUCUUUACGCUUCCUCAGUUCUCUCCAUGUCCGCGCCGAAAAUCAUCCUUGUCGGCAUCCUCGUCCAACUCGCAGCGGUUGUAUCCUCCGUUCUUGUCCCUCGCGUUCAGCGGCGCCUAUCGACCACUUCUAGCAAACCAGUGACCAACUAUAAGGUGUUACUCGCUGGAGUGGUGGCUGCGGCAUUCAUACCUGUUUACACAUGUGCUGGACUUGUAUUACCUUUUGGAGGGUUGAGAUCGGAAGAAGAGAUGUACGUUUUGGCUGUCUGGUUCGGUUUGGUAUUCGGACCAUUCUUGAGUUAUUCUCGAGCUGUAUACGCUGAGCUUAUUCCUCCGGGUCACGAAUCUACCUUCUUUUCUCUCUUCGCUUUCACCGACAAGUCAGCAUCCUUCAUCGGCCCAGCCGCUGUCGGACUCAUAUCCGACUUGACAGGCAACAUCAGAUAUGGGUUCUUGUUCUUGCUUGUGAUGUUGGUGGUGCCUAUACCUGUUUUGGGGCGAGUUGCUGUUGAACGGGGAAGGCGAGAAGCUGUCGAAUGGGCAGAAAGAUCGAGGAAGGAGAUGUCAGACGAGAGAGUCUGAGGAUAUGGCUAAUACAGGGGUUUUGGGCUCUAUGUUGUAUCUACAGAAUUUCAUGUUGUUGAGCUCAAUCAAAUGUUAUAAUUCGUGUCACCAAGAGUGUCCGAAUCCUAUGCUCUUUCGUCUACCGAAAGAUUUGGAUUGUUCUAAUUAGUAAGCAGUCCUUGCUGGGAUUAGCCUGUUUUGGAACCGUUUUCACGGGCCUUCACCGUAAUCUCGCAAUGAAUCCGAACGCCAGUCAAAGUGAUACAAUCAUACUAGGCCUGCUUUUGAAUGUUGUACCUGAGGGCUUCAACAGUUCUCUAUUGCAGUUAGCUUCUAUUGCGAGCGUUCAAUAAGAUACAUCCUUUAUAUUCACAUUACGCAGGCAACGUCCAUCAUUACCAUCCUUAUGCUCUGGAAUGCAGCAUCCAUCUUGCCUC
Cryptococcus deneoformans JEC21 is the source of this 2261-nucleotide messenger RNA. RefSeq lists its product as hypothetical. The coding region runs from base 127 to 1842 and encodes 571 amino acids. The transcript has 7 exons. The record is from RefSeq and is a predicted model, not a curated record. Gene Ontology annotation, biological process: amino acid transmembrane export from vacuole. NCBI's taxonomy places the organism in Eukaryota, Fungi, Basidiomycota, Tremellomycetes, Tremellales, Cryptococcaceae.